UUUAUCCACUUUGCUUCCAGUUUUGCAGCUUUGUAUGACUUUUGUCCUUCUUAUAACUUAUUCCCAAUAGUACCUUAUACUUUAUCUUCCAAUAUUUUUUUUAAAAUUUAGUUCGGGAGUUUAGGCUUAGAGUACAACGUGGAGGUUAAUAACUGCGCAUCUACACGGUUUCAUGCGCAUUGGGUUUGUAUAGCAGCCAUAGCUACUUUGAAAACUGUUUUUGAGCUAGGGGACAGCCUGGAGUUAUUCGAGAUCUUUUUCUACCUUAAUUCUUUAUUUUACUUACCCUAAAAGCAAGCGCUCGUAGCAUUCCGCUAAGUGUUAAACUGAUGAAUAACUAACGGAAGCCAGUCUGUCCGUUUUAUUGCGUUAUCGGUUAUUCAAUAACGGUUAUUUCAAAACACUGCGGAAUACUGCCUAACGCUUGUGUCGUAUUCGAAUGGCUUGUACUACCUUGAAACGCGCUAAUCCAUUCGAAGAACAGGAGUUCUCGUCCGCGUUAUCCCGUUCGACAUCGAAGCGUGCCUGUUCUUAUUCAACGAUGAACAUGGAAUCUUCCCCUUCGACCUCAAAUGCUCAAGCGACUCCCAAUGUGCUGUCUGGAAAUUUUCCACUUUUAAAUAAUGAUGAUUUCAUCAAGAAGGUUACGAAGGAACUUCAGAAGGGUCACACGGCGAAGAAAAACUCCAAUACUACCCAACAACCAAAAAAUCCUUCCACUGAUCGCGAAUGCGCAAGUAAAGAAGAUGCUAUAUUUAAUUCCCCUCAAGUUCGAUCGCUCUGUGAUCGUUUGCUAAAAGAACGGGAGAUCGAAAUCCGCAGCGAAUACGAUCGUUUGCUGAGUAGCAAGCUUUCUGAACAGUAUGAGACCUUCGUGAAAUUCGCCCAGGAUCAAAUUACCCGCAAAACCCAGCCUGCAGAAGAUUUUUCUUAUUAUUCGUGACUUGAUCCACGCGGGAGUCGCACGCUGCCACUGCAUCUAAUUUCUCCGCUCAGUAUUCCCAGCUGUGUAUGAAAGCAACAGCGCCUUUGUGUGGAUCUUCCCGUUAAAACGACAAUGUGAUGGAAUUUUAUUUUGUUGCCACUCGCAAACCUGCUUUACGACUAGUGACCACUAAACAGUCGUUUGAAUCGAAAAUUUAUUUGGACCAGUUAGCCGAUGUUCUUGUACAGCGUAUGUAUUUUUGUUUUCUGGGCGUAUUGUGGUCAUUGGUAAUUAGUUUGAUGUUUUCUUACAUCCUCGGUUUUGGCUGUCGCGAUGUUGCUAAGAAGCUGGUGUGCAUUAUUUAAUGUUGCCCUUGUUCAUUGAAAAAAAUAUAUCGUGUUUUCUGG
Molecule: messenger RNA, 1332 nt
Organism: Paramacrobiotus metropolitanus
Lineage: Eukaryota; Metazoa; Tardigrada; Eutardigrada; Parachela; Macrobiotidae
Product: akirin-2-like
Exons: 4
Coding region: 440-943 (167 amino acids)
Biological process (GO): positive regulation of innate immune response; positive regulation of transcription by RNA polymerase II
Cellular component (GO): chromatin; nucleus
Molecular function (GO): transcription coregulator activity
Source: RefSeq, a predicted model, not a curated record